Beta vulgaris subsp. vulgaris (sugar beet) is the source of this 984-nucleotide messenger RNA. RefSeq lists its product as uncharacterized. The transcript has 3 exons. The record is from RefSeq and is a predicted model, not a curated record. The coding region runs from base 1 to 984 and encodes 327 amino acids. Lineage: Eukaryota; Viridiplantae; Streptophyta; Magnoliopsida; Caryophyllales; Amaranthaceae.
AUGCUUGAUGAAUAUAGUGCUUUGAUUACAACGGGGACAUGGGAUCUAGUACCUAGGCCUAUGGGGGUGAAUGUUGUUAAUUGCAUGUGGCUUUUUCGACAUAAGGAAAAAUCUGAUGGUGCUCUCGAAAUGCACAAAGCUCUUCUUGUUUGUGAUGGCAGGUCACAGGAGGUUGGAGUCGAUUGUGAUGAGACUUUUAGUCCCGUGGAAACCGUAUACAUGCAUCAGCCACCAGGGUUUGUUGAUCGCCAGAUUCCGCAGUAUGUGUGUCGCCUCAAAAAGGCUCUCUAUGGUCUCAAACAGGCACCCAAGGAGUGUCUCCGGGAACACAUUAUCACUCAGCUACAAACUGAGUUUCCCAUGACUGACUUGGGGCCCCUCAGCUACUUCCUGGGCAUUGUUGUCACUCGUACUCCCUCAUAUUUACUUCUCUCUCAGCAGAAGUAUGCACAGGAGAUUUUAGAUAGCGCAUGUAUGAGCAAUUGUAAGCCUGUCGUCACUCCUGUCGACACCAACUCAAAACUUAGUGCAGACUCUGGUCCUCCAGUACAUGAUCCUACUCAUUACCGCAGCUUGGUUGGUGCUCUUCAGUACCUCACCUUCACUCGCCCUGAUAUUGCCUAUGCGGUUCAGCAAGUUUGUCUUUUUAUGCAUGAUCCGAGGGAAUCACACUUUAAUGCAUUAAAACGCAUCCUACGCUACAUUCAGGGCACCAUUGAUCAUGGGUUACAUCUAUAUCCGUCUGCUUCUACACGAUUAAUUACAUACACUGAUGCUGAUUGGGGUGGGUGUCUCGAUACUAGGUGUUCGACAUCUGGUUAUUGUUGUUUUCUUGGGGAUAACCUUAUUUCCAGGUCGUCGAAACGUCAACACACCCUCUCCCGUUCCAGUGCCGAAGCAAAAUACCGAGGCGUCGCCAAUAUCGUUGCUGAAGCUUGCUGGCUCCGAAAUCUUCUAUUAGAGCUACAUUGUCCACUUAAGUAA